Molecule: messenger RNA, 4991 nt
Organism: Gavialis gangeticus (Gharial)
Lineage: Eukaryota; Metazoa; Chordata; Crocodylia; Gavialidae
Gene: SCAP
Product: SREBF chaperone
Exons: 23
Coding region: 335-4276 (1313 amino acids)
Biological process (GO): SREBP signaling pathway
Cellular component (GO): endoplasmic reticulum membrane; Golgi membrane
Molecular function (GO): protein binding; sterol binding
Source: RefSeq, a predicted model, not a curated record
UAGCAGUCUAAUCCAGGGGGUUGUGAAUCCAGCAAACGUUCCAGCUCUGAAAGAGUAGGUGGCAGCUUCUGAAAUCAGUGGGGAGGGAGCUGGACUUCUCUGUCUGUUGUAAGGAGGAGAAGUUAGGCAUUUGGGACUUGGAGCAUGGAGAAAAGAAGCUGUUGUGUCCAAUGCCUUUUGCCAAAAAUCUCUAGAUGCAGCUUCCAGUUUUCUGACGCCUCCUGUCCUGAGCACAGUGCUUUUGAAGUGUUGUCCGUGGUAGACUCUACUAACCCCCUCCUGACCCCCCUCCCCGACACGUUCCGGGAUGACAGCUAGGUGACGACAGCUGAGGAUGACCCUGACUGAAAAGCUGCGCGAGAAGAUAUCGCGGGCGUUCUACAACCACGGGCUGCUGUGCGCUUCCUACCCCAUUCCCAUCAUCCUCUUCACAGGCCUGUGUAUCUUGGCCUGCUGCUACCCGCUGCUCAAGCUCCCAUUACCUGGAACAGGACCUGUGGAGUACAGUACCCCUGUGAAGGACUACGCUCCACCUUCUUUGGCCUCCAGCCCCCGGCAAGGAGACCCCAAUGAGAGACCCGAUUGGUACAUUGGCGCUCCUGUGGCCUACAUCCAGCAAAUCUUCGUGAAAGCCACCGUCUCCCCCUGGCACAAGCACUUCCUCGCUGUUGAUGUGUUUCGUUCACCGCUGUCCCGGGUCUUCCAGCUCGUGGAGGAGAUUAGAAACCACGCCCUGAGGGACAGUUCUGGGACCAGAAGCUUGGAGGAAGUUUGCCUGCAGGUGACAGACCUCCUGCCCAGCUUGAAGAAGCUGCGCAACCUGCUGCCGGAGCAUGGCUGCCUCCUGCUGUCCCCGGGGAACUUCUGGCAGAACGACCGUGAGCGCUUCAACUCCGACCCAGAUAUCAUCAAAACUAUCCACCAGCAUGAACCAAAGACACUGCAGAUGUCAGCGACCCUCAAAGAUCUGCUGUUCGGACUCCCAGGGAAAUACAGCGGGGUGAACUUGUACAAUCGGAAACGGGUGGUGUCCUACACUGUCACACUGGGUCUCCAGCGGUAUGAUGCCAGGUUCCUCACCAGCCUCCGGUCCCGGCUCAAGCUGCUGCACCCCAGCCCCAACUGCACCCUGCGGGAGGAGAACAUCGUGCAUGUCCACUUCAAGGAAGAGAUUGGCAUCGCCGAGCUGAUCCCCUUGGUCACCACCUACAUCAUCCUCUUCGCCUACAUCUACUUCUCCACGCGAAAGAUCGACAUGGUGAAAUCAAAAUGGGGCUUGGCACUAGCAGCGGUUGUGACAGUGCUCAGCUCUCUGCUCAUGUCCGUGGGGCUGUGCACUCUCUUUGGCCUGACGCCGACUCUCAACGGAGGGGAGAUUUUUCCGUACCUGGUGGUGGUGAUCGGGCUGGAGAAUGUCCUGGUUCUCACCAAGUCGGUUGUCUCCACACCGGUUGACCUGGAAGUGAAGCUGAGGAUCGCGCAAGGCUUGAGCAACGAGAGCUGGUCUAUUAUGAAGAACAUGGCCACAGAGCUUGGGAUCAUCUUGAUUGGCUAUUUCACGCUGGUCCCAGCUAUCCAGGAAUUUUGCCUCUUCGCUGUGGUCGGGCUGGUGUCUGACUUCUUCCUGCAGAUGUUUUUCUUCAGCACCGUGUUGUCCAUCGACAUUCGCCGUAUGGAGCUUGCGGACCUGAACAAACGGCUGCCUUCAGAAGCCUGCCUGCCCCCAGCAAAGUCCAUGAGCCGCUCCCAGCGGUACGAGCGCCAGCUGGCCAUGCGCCCCGCCACCCCACACACCAUCACCCUGCAGCCCUCCUCCUUCAGGAACUUGCGCCUGCCCAAGAGGCUGCGGGUCAUCUACUUUUUCGCCAGGACCCGGCUGGCCCAGAGACUCAUCAUGGCCGGGACAGUGAUUUGGAUUGGAAUCCUGGUCUACACCGACCCCGCCGGCCUCCGUACCUACCUCACGUCGCAGGUCACCGAGCAGAGCCCUCUGGGAGAGGCAGGGUUGCCCCCCAUGCCCGUGCCGGGUGGGGUCUUUCCCGCCGGGGAUGCCAAGAUCGACCUCUCUGUCUUCCCGGCGGACCCCGUGCCUCUGUCUGAGAACCAGACGCAGCAGCGGGAGCAGAAGGCAGGGCUGGAGUCCCUGGACCGGCUGGAGGCGGACACGUGGGCCCAGGGAGCAGAGAGCAGGGGGAAUGGGCAGCCGGAGCUGGGCACUGCUGCAGAGGUGACAUGGGGGCCAGGGGACGAGGAGAUCUGGAGGAAGCUGUCCUUCCGGCACUGGCCAGCCCUCUUCAGCUACUACAACAUCACGCUGGCCAAGAGGUAUAUCAGCAUCCUCCCAGCGAUCCCCGUCACCCUGUACCUGAAUCCACAAGAGGCCUUAGAAGUGCGCCAUCCCCAGGAGGCCAAUCGCUACCAUUCCUUCUUCCCUGUGGGCCACGGGAGAUCGGAGGUGGAAGGGCGAGUUGCCGAGGGCUCACCCAGGCUACAGGGGCACCGCGACGUCACCCUCUACCAGGUUGCAGCGCUGGGCCUGGCCUCCGGCAUCCUCCUGGUCCUUCUGCUCUUCUGCCUGUACAAAGUCUUCUGCCCCAAGAACUAUGGGCAGAACGGACUUUCACACACGCGAAGGAAGAGAGGGGACCUGCCCUGUGACGAUUACGGUUACUCGCCGCCCGAGACUGAGAUCGUUCCUUUGGUUCUCAGAGGUCACCUCAUGGACAUCGAGUGCCUGGCCAGUGACGGGAUGCUGCUCGUCAGCUGCUGCCUGGUGGGGCAGAUCCGUGUGUGGGACGCACAGACUGGAGACUGCCUCACUGUCAUCCCCAAGCUGGGGUUGCGGAGGGACAGCAGCGGCAUCUUCGAUUACCAGGAGGGCUGGGACCAGAGCCCCGACGCCAAGUGUGGGCCGGAGGAGUCCUACGACAACGGCCACCAGCUCAAGAGGAUGCUCAGCCCUCCCCAACCCCCACUCUUCUGCGACCAGCCGGACCUCACAUCUCUCAUCGACACCAACUUCUGCGAGCAGGCGAGAGCGGCGUCGGAGGCACGGCACCGCACUGUCUGUGCCCACCAGAAGGAGGCGGGUUAUGACUUCGGCAGCCUGGUGGGGAAGGCCUAUGAGGAACAUGCCACUUCGAACUGCAUGAACUUCACAGGCUUCUCCACCCCACACGGACAGGUUGCGCUGUGCACGGGAGCCAGUGGCUCUCGGUCCCCCAGCUGCGGGAGCGGGGAGAGCGGGUGCAGUGCCCGUAGGAGGAGCCUGGGGGACGAGGCAUUUCCUGGAUUUGACAAGUCCUCGCCUGUUCCCACCUGGAGCAGUGAUUUUGAAAGCUCUGUCUGGAGCUUGGAUCUACAGGGGAACCUCAUUGUGGCUGGCCGCAGCAACGGGAAGCUGGAGGUGUGGGAUGCCAUCGAGGGGACCCUGCGCUGCAGCAAUGACGAGGGCCAGUCGGGCAUCACAGCACUCGUGUUCCUGAACAACAGGAUCGUGGCUGCCAGGCUGAACGGCUCCUUGGACUUCUUCUCCCUGGAGACGCGCGCGUCCUUCAACCACCUGCAGUUCCGAGGAACGCCCAGCAGGGGCAGCAUGCCCUCCUCCCCCGUGUUCAGCAGCAGCGACGUCAUCCUGUGUCAGCUCACCCACACCGUGUCCUGCGCACACCAGAAGCCCAUCACAGCCCUGAAGGCAGCAGCGGGGCGGCUGGUGACAGGCAGCCAGGACCACACGCUGCGAGUGUAUCGCCUGGAGGACUCGUGCUGCUUGUUCACACUGCAGGGGCACUCGGGAGGCAUCACUGCCGUGUACAUAGACCAGACGAUGGUGCUGGCGAGCGGGGGCCAGGACGGUGCCAUCUGCCUCUGGGACGUGCUGACAGGAAGCCGCGUCAGCCACAUGUACGCCCACCGUGGGGACGUCACCUCCCUCACCUGCACCACGUCCUGUGUCAUCAGCAGUGGCCUGGAUGAUGUCAUCAGCAUCUGGGACCGCAGCUCCGGGGCCAAGCUCUACUCGAUCCAGCAGGACAUGGGCUGUGGGUCCAGCCUGGGUGUCAUCUCGGACAACCUGCUGGUGACGGGGGGCCAGGGCUGUGUCUCCUUCUGGGACAUCGGCUACGGGGAUCUGCUGCAGACCGUCUACCUGGGCAAGAGCAACGAGUCGCAGCCCGCCCGGCAGAUCCUGGUGCUGGAGAAUGCUGCCAUCGUCUGCAACUUCGGCAGCGAGCUCAGCCUGGUCUACGUGCCCUCCGUGCUGGAGAAGCUGGACUGAGCAGGGCAGGGUAGCCGUGGGGGCAGGGGAGGCGGCACGUGGGCUGGUGGCGGAGCCCGUGUGCACGUCUCCAUCGCCCCUAGGCUCACCACAGCCAGGGCUUCAUGCGUUGGGGACCAGCUGCCUUCCAGCCGGGGCAUGUGGGAGGUGUGGGGGUGUCACCCCAAGGAGAAGAGCAGGCCCAGUGCGCAGCGGCUGUGGGGCCCUCCCUCGCGCUGGCCCAGCAUAGCCAGGACCGUCCUGGGCACCCGGUGCUCCCUGCCCCCAGGGCAGUGGAGCAGGCCUGGCCUGGGAGCUGCUGCCCAGAGCACUGGGGCCCCCAAAGCACAUGCAAAGCAUCCCAGGGCCCUGAGUGGCCUCGAUGGGACUGGGACUGUUCCUCUGCAGCCGGGGGGGGGCCUGCCCCCUGGGGUUCCCAGCAGCCUCCUCGGGCUGCCGGGGGGUGGCAGAGGGGCACAGCAGCCAGGCCCGCUCCUCGGAGGGGGUCAGCUCUCAGGGACCCCCGAGGAGCGGCCGGGCCAGGCCCUGCGCUGCAGCCUUGCCUGCCUUAUUUAUAUGCUGUACAUAUUUAUUUAUUGGCGGGGCGAGGGGGUGCCUGCCGUACACACCAAAGCACCCGGCUGCUGCAGGCCGGGCCCUCGCUCAGCGGAGCGGCCUGCGCCCUGCCCCGGGGGCCGGCGUGUGCACACGACAUGACAGGGCUGUUACCGCGCAG